CUGGUGCGGUGCGUUGGCUUCCUUCGGCAGUGUGGAGCUUGAGUCCAACACAAGAAGCGGCAGCAGUGACCAGCGAUGGACGGAGGAGGUGAACUUGCACGUCUGAGGGCGGAGGUAGCCUCGAAGGAUGACACACUGAACCAGCUCAAGGUCAAGGCCAAGGCAUUCGCAGAGGCUCUCACCAACGACAAAAAGUCUCUCGAAGCGCAGCUCAUGCAGUCUCGGAACGAAAUGAACGAGCUCAAAACCAAAGCCAAAGCGUUUGCGGACAACGUCAAGACGCAGAUCCUUGUUGAAAAGGAGCGCGUGCAACUUCUAGAGAAACAACUGCAUGCCAAGGACAUUGAGUUGCUACAACAGCAGCAGCAGCAUGCAACUGCGGCAACACCGCCACUGAACGAAGGGGACGCGGUGACGUAUCAAUGGAAGGCGCAAGUGGACCAGCUAACCGUCCAACUCGCGACAGACCGCCAAGUUCACGCUGAACGAGUGAGCCAACUAGAACAACUAGCGCAGCAACGCAUGGCGGAGAAGGCGACUCUCGAGCAAAAACUUCAGCAAUUGCAGUGGCAGCAUACGCAAGACAGCGCCCAACACGAACAAAGUAUGCACGACCAAGUGGCAACCUUGCGCCAGGAGAACCAAGAAAGCGCUCGCCAAGUGCAGAGCGUGGUGCUGGCACUUCAGGCGCUCACGUUGUCGAAUGGGACGAACGUGGAAGCGCUGGUGGCCGCGGCGCGAGAUGCAUGGCAGGCCAAGGACGCCCAGGUGCGCGCGCUCGAGCAUACUGUGGCCAGCUUGGAAGAUGAGAAGAACCUCACGCGCACCAACUCGGCGUCGCUGUCAGACAAAUACCGAGGGGACAUUGUGGUGCUUGAAGGCGUGCGGGAUCAACUUGAGGCGGACCUGGCGUCGUUGAAGGCUGAUGGUGUGGUGUUGCGGUCCGAUUGUGCUGCGAAGGACGUGGAGUGCACGAACCUCCGCGCCCAAUUGGCCCAAGCGACGGCCGACGUCGACGUCAAAGCCGCAGAAGUGACACAGGUCCGAGAGGCGUUGGCUAUCGAAGGCCGCAAUGCAGCGACAGAGUGCGCGAACUUGCGCGGUCAAGUGGAAGCAUUGGCGAGCCAAGUCCGCGAACUUGACAUGGAACUGCAGCACGCGAAAUCCAACCACGCCAGUCAGUCCAGCGGGCUGGCGGCCGCGCAGGCACUGGCACUGGAAGAAUCGGCGCGCGAAUGGAAAGCGAAGGAAGCUGCGUGGAACGUGGCGAAGCUCGAGAUGCAGGCCGCACAUGACAAGUUUGUCAGGGACGAAGAAGAAAAGAAGGUCAAGGUGAAGACGUACAUUCAAAAUUUGACCGCCGACAAGCAAAAAGCGCUGGAGGACGUGGACAAGCAAGUCAAGGAGCGGGAUUUGGCGCAUGAGAAGCGCCUGGUGGAUAUCAAAGCCAAGACGAUGGCCAAGUUUGCUGAGCAUGAAGCGGUGAUCAAGAAGGGCCACGAAGAUUUGGAAGCGUUGCGCAGUCAGAUGGUUAAAGCGCAGCAGGCGUACGAGGCAGAGAUCAAGAGUUUGCAGGCCAAGAAGAAAGAAGCCGAGGACGAAACGAUGGAAGUGCUCAAGAAGAAGCGACUGGCGGCGAAAGCAGAGACCCAAAAGCUUGCGAAUGACUUGGAAGGUGUGCAGAAGCGGGCCGCCAUGCUCGUGGACGUGACAGGCAACAAGUGCACGCAUCAAUCCAAGCAGCUCGAAGUUCUGCAGGAGCGAGUUCUCGAGGCCAUCCAUGUUGUGAGCCACCACAAGAAAUGCGACUUGACCACGUUGAACGACCUGGCGCAAAUCGUCACGUCGCCACGGAUGAGCGCGGGCAACCUGCCCGGCCCCGCGCUCGGACUGAAUAAGAUCGACGAAGAUGUGAGCCACGUGUUCGACCAGAUGGCCGCCUUGACCAACGUCACGGAGCGCCUCGUGGACUUGACGCUGGAGGAAAGUGACUUGUCGUUGAAGGAGAUCGUGGUCGAUCGUAUGAAGAAACAGUUCUCGGCUUGCUUUGUGCAUCAAUAUGCCAAGUCAGACGAAGAUGGACUGCUCCAUCAACGCACUAGCUCCACGAUGCCUGAAUCUCCCUCGUUGUAGACGAUUCUUAACAUGCUUAUCUAUCUCCGCCGCCUACUUCGUCAAUGUUCAC
Messenger RNA from Aphanomyces astaci, 2185 nucleotides. RefSeq lists its product as hypothetical. Bases 76 to 2133 code for a protein of 685 amino acids. The record is from RefSeq and is a predicted model, not a curated record. NCBI's taxonomy places the organism in Eukaryota, Oomycota, Saprolegniomycetes, Saprolegniales, Verrucalvaceae. The transcript has 3 exons.